Messenger RNA from Brassica napus (rape), 3976 nucleotides. Its product is annotated as receptor-like protein 34. Bases 1 to 2724 code for a protein of 907 amino acids. Lineage: Eukaryota; Viridiplantae; Streptophyta; Magnoliopsida; Brassicales; Brassicaceae. The transcript is spliced from 2 exons. The record is from RefSeq and is a predicted model, not a curated record. Gene Ontology annotation, molecular function: protein binding.
AUGAAAGGCUUUUGGAACUUAACGAGUACCUUUUCUCUUACUCUUUCUAUACUUUUCUUAUUCGGCUACAGUUAUGAGGACGUGUCUGCGGUUCCAACUACGCACUUGUGUCGUCCGGAACAAAGGGAAGCACUUCUCCAGUUCAAGAACGAGUUUGAGGUUCUAAACUCUUCCUCUUCUUAUUAUAGAUGUAUUUAUAGUGGUAUUAAACCUCAUGGGAAGACAGAGUCAUGGAUGAAUAGCAGCGACUGCUGUAACUGGGAGGGUAUCACGUGCGAUGCCAAAUCCGGUGAAGUGAUUGGGAUAGACCUUAGUUGCAGCUACCUAGGUGGCCGAUUUCAUUCCAAUAGCAGUCUUCAAAGCCUUCAUUCUCUAAACACUCUAAACCUUUCAAGAAAUGGUAUUAGUGGUCAAAUCAUGUCUUCUAUCAGAAACCUUUCUCAUCUCACCUCUCUCGACCUUUCAGAAAAUGUUUUCAGCGGUUUCAUUCUUUCUUCGAUAGUAGACCUUUCUUAUCUCACCUUUCUCGAUCUUUCAUUUAAUAGCUGUUCUGGUCAGAUUCCAUCUUCGAUUGGAAAUCUUUCUCAUCUCACCUAUCUUAACCUUAAUUUGAAUCAAAUUUCGGGUAAGAUUCCAUCUUCGAUUGGAAAUCUUUAUAACCUCGCUUAUCUUGGCCUUUGUGGGAACAAUAUUGUUGGAGAAAUCCCAUCUUCUUUUGGAAAUCUAAACCAGUUGACAAGAUUAGAUGUUAGUCUCAAUAGGCUCAAUGGAAGCUUUCCCAUUGCACUACUGAAUUUGACAAAGUUGUCAUCUUUAGAACUCUAUGAGAAUCACUUCACAGGAACAAUUCCUCAUAACAUCACUUCACUAUCCAAAUUGACGUAUUUUGAUGCAAGUAACAAUGCUUUCACUGGGACCCUGCCGUCUUCCCUCUUCACCAUUCCUUCUAUUGAAUAUGUUAGAUUGUCUGAUAACCGAUUCGAUGGUAUUCUUGAGUUUGGGAAUAUAUCUUCACCACCUAAGCUGCAAAGGUUAAACGUUAACAGAAACAACUUGAGAGGGCCAAUCCCGGCCACGAUAUCCAAGUUUACCAACCUUGUCGAACUUCACCUUUCCAAUUACAAGACACAAGGUCCAGUUGACUUUAGUAUCUUCUCACAUCUCAAGUGGCUCAAACUUCUUUUUAUAUCCGAUUUGAACACGACCACUACGAUUGACUUGAAUGAUUUCUUGUCGUAUUUUAAGAGGCUCGGUCUGUUGGAUCUCUCAGGCAAUCAUGUUUCAGUCACAAACAAGAGUACAAUUUCAGAUUCUUCUUCUUUGUAUCAGUUGUACUUGUCAGGCUGCGGUAUGACCGAGUUUCCGGAGUUUGUAAGAAACCAACAUAUGUUGUUUCUAGACAUUUCCAACAAUAAAAUCAAAGGUCAAGUGCCUGGCUGGUUAUGGACGCUACCAAAUCUUACUUACCUGAAUCUUUCCAACAAUACUUUCACUGACUUUGAAAAACCAACAACAGUUUUAGUUUCAAGGCUAUCUAGCCUAAACUUGCUUGCCUCCAACAACAACUUUACCGGAAAGAUUCCCUCUUUCAUAUGUGAUUUGAGCUCUGUAUACAUUCUUGAUUUAUCAAACAACAACUUCAGUGGAUUAAUCCCUCGUUGUCUGGGUAAUUUCAAGCGUACUCUUGAAGUUCUAAACCUUCGUCAGAAUCGUCUCCAUGGAGGUCUUCCGGAGAAUAUAUUUGAAAGCUUAAUAACGCUUGACGUCGGUCAUAACCAACUGACUGGAAAGCUUCCAAGAACUUUGAUUCAUUCCCCUUAUCUUGAAGUUCUGAACGUGGAAAGCAACUUUAUCAAUGAUACGUUUCCGUUCUGGUUGAGUUCUCUACCACAACUAAAAAUUCUUGUGUUACGCUCCAAUGCUUUCCAUGGACCGGUACAUCAUACUUCGUUCCCUAAAUUGCAAAUCAUCGACAUAUCGCACAAUCACUUCAAUGGAGCUUUCCCUUCACACUACUUUGUGAAGUGGAGUGCUAUGUCAUCACUUGGGACAAUUUAUGAAAAGCCGGAUUUAAUGUACAUGGGAGAUUCAUAUUACCAUGAUUCAGUGGUGUUGAUGAAUAAAGGUCUAGAGAUGAAGCUAGAACGUAUCCUAAAGAUCUACACAGCACUCGACUUUUCAGGGAACAAAUUUGAAGGAGAGAUCGCAAGGUCCAUCGGUCUAUUAAAAGAGCUUCAUGUGCUCAACUUGUCUAACAAUGCUUUCACUGGCCACAUCCCUUCAUCUAUGGGAAACCUGACAGCUCUUGAGUCACUAGACGUUUCCCAAAACCAGCUUUCAGGAGAAAUUCCGCUAGAGCUAGGGGAACUCUCAUUCCUUUCCUACAUGAACUUCUCUCAUAACAAGCUCACAGGUCUAGUACCAGGCGGUACUCAGUUUCGAAGGGUGAAUUGCACUUCCUUUGAGGAUAAUCCGGGACUUUUUGGCCCUUCUCUUGACGAAGUUUGCAGAGAUAUCCACAUGCCAACACCGCAUGAAACACCAGAAUCAGAGGAAGAAGAAGAGGAAGAGGUGUUGAGUUGGAUAGCAGCUGUAAUAGGAGUCAUACCUGGUAUUGCCUUUGGAUGGGUGAUUGGAUACAUACUUUUUUCCUACAAACCAGAGUGGUUCAUCAACCCUUUUGUCCGAAACAAACGCAGACGCAACCGCACCACAACUCAUUAAAAAGAUCUUUUAUAGCCUGCCUGAGGAAUCUGAAAGAAGAAAUACAAAGGAACCACUAUGUCUAUCCGUAUCAAAUAAGAUUUGGGGUAUCGUUUCCCUGUUCUUUUUGCUCUUUCAUUUUUGAUAUCCAAGAAAAAUUAUAAAGAAGAAUGAAAGGUUUUUGGAACUUAACGAGUACCAUUUCUCUUCCUAUACUUUUCUUAUUCGGCUACAAUUAUGAGGACGUGUAUGCAGUUCCUACCACGUGCUUAUGUCAUCCGGAACAAAGGGAUGCACUUCUUCAGUUCAAGAACGAGUUUGAGGUUCUAAACUCUUCCUUUGAUUAUGAUUAUUGCAUUAUUUAUGAUAUUAAACCUCAUCGGAAGACAGAGUCAUGGGUGAAUAACAACGACUGCUGUACUUGGGAUGGUAUCAUGUGCAACCCCAAGUCUGGUGACGUGAUCGAGCUAGACCUUGGUUGCAGCAACCUACGUGGCUGGUUUCGUUCCAAUAGCAGUCUGCAAAACCUUCAUUCUCUAACCACCCUAAACCUUUCACUUAAUGAUUUUAGUGGUCAAAUCAUGUCUUCAAUUGGAAACCUUUCUCAUCUCACCUCUCUCGACAUUUCUUGGAAUAAUUUCAGCGGGUUCAUUCCUUCUUCGAUUGGAAGCCUGUCUCAUCUCACCUAUCUUGACAUUUCUUCUAAUCAAAUUUCAGGUCGAUGUACAUGGGAUAUUACUUUUACCAUGAUUCAGUGGUUUUGAUGAAUAAAGGUUUAGAGAUAGAGCACUCGACUAUUCAGGAAACAAAUUUGAAGGAGACAUCCCAAGGUCCAUUGGUCUAUUGAAAGAGCUCCAUGUGCUCAACGUUUCCCAAAACCAGCUUUCAGGAGAAAUUCCGCAAGCGCUAGGGAGCCUCUCAUUCCUUUCGUACAUGAACUUCUCUCAUAACCAGCUUACUGGUCUAGUACCAGGAGGCACUCAGUUUCGAAGGCUCAACUGCACUUCCUUUGAGGAUAACAAGGGACUUUCUGGCCCUUCUCUUGACGAAAUUUGCAGAGAUAUUCACACGCCAACACCGCAUGAACUGUUGGAGUCAGAGGAAGAAGAAGAAGAAGAAGAGGAAGAGGUGUUGAGUUGGAUAGCAGCUGUCAUAGGAGUCAUACCUGGUAUGGCCUUUGGAUGGGUGAUUGGAUACAUACUUUUUUCUCGCAAACCAGAGUGGUUUAUGAACCCUUUUGUCCGAAACAAACGCAGACGCAGCAGCACCACAA